ACAUCAACCAACCACUGCAGUUAAAAGCUUCUCAGUCAAACGCGUGUGUAUACCGCAUCUACGAACUCAGUAUCACCUACCACAUACAAAUCAAACCACACAUAUCAACACCCAUUCAUCAAAAAUGUCAGCAUCCCACACCCGCCAACCACCAGCAACCGUCGAUGACCCCUUCGACUUUGAAAACUCCCUCCUCAACCUCGAAGAAGAUUUCUACCAACAAGGCUACGCCCAAGGCGUCUCCGACGGCGCCAAGGCCGGCCGCACCGAAGGCCGCCAGCUCGGCUUGGAAAAGGGGUUCCAGAAGUUUGUCCAGAGCGGCCGGUUGCAUGGCCGAGCCAUUGUCUGGGCGAAUCGGUUACCGUCCAAGCAGGACGUACGCCGUCAUCAUCUCCUCCUUCAGCAGCAACAGUCACCGCGAGCCGGUCGACAACAAGAACAACCUCCUCACAGUUUAAGUCAGAGUUUGAGUCAGGAGGAGCAGAGUCCGAGCCAGGAGGAGCAGAGUCAGAGUCAGAGUCAGAGUCAGAGCCAGAGUGAACGUCAAAAAAUAGAAGAUACCCUAGAAAACCUCACCCUGGGCCCCAACAUCAACAAACCCGAAAGGAAAGAAAAGAAAGAAGAGCUACGCCUCUUGCCAAACCACGCCCGUCUAGAAAAACACAUCACUACCCUCUUUGCGCUGGUCGAGACCGACACGCUAGCGAAAGAAAACACGGACGAGGCAGUGAAUGAUUUUGAUGAUCGACUGAAGAGGGCGCAGGGAAAAGCCAAGAUUGUGGAGAGGAUGGUGGGGGAGGUGGUGUCGUCGGAGAGGAAGAAGGCGAAUCCGAAUCCUCCGGCGGCGGCGGCGGCGGCGGCGGCGGCGGUGGUUGGGGGGCCUGGUGAGAGUUCUGGGACUGGGGCUGGAGCAGGAACGGGGACGCCGAUUGCGGGUGUGGAUUUGGGGAGGAUUGGGAAUGAGGUUUAG
Messenger RNA from Neurospora tetrasperma FGSC 2508, 970 nucleotides. RefSeq lists its product as uncharacterized. NCBI's taxonomy places the organism in Eukaryota, Fungi, Ascomycota, Sordariomycetes, Sordariales, Sordariaceae. Bases 125 to 970 code for a protein of 281 amino acids. The transcript has a single exon. The record is from RefSeq and is a predicted model, not a curated record.